AUGCGACAGGCGUUCUGCCAGGAGCUGGAGUCAUGGAUUACAAGUGGUUGGCUUGUACCUCACGAUGAGCAGCAGCACGGGGCACCUCGGGGGCUUCUACCGCUCAUGGCAGUGCGGCAGAACAAUGGCGGUAAGGUGCGGCCCGUACUCGAUUACCGUGAGCUAAAUGACUGCGUGAUUGCCUUCACUGCCGACAGCGACGUAUGCUCUGACCAACUAAGGAAGUGGCGCCGGCAUGGAGAGAACGUGUCCGUCCUCGACCUACGCAAGGCGUAUCUACAGGUGCGUGUAGAUCAGCAGUUGUGGCCUUUCCAGACCGUGAUGGUGAGAGGUUGGCGGUACUGCUUAACGCGCCUUGGAUUUGGCCUCAACAUCGCUCCACAAGUUAUGAAAGCAGUUGUCAAGACCAUCCUGGCUCAAGACUCUAAGAUCGAACAAGCAGUCUUGCCGUACGUAGACGACCUGCUCGUGAAUGAAGACCUGGUCAGUGCAGAGCAGGUUGCUGCACACUUCGCGAGUUACGGGCUGGAGUGUAAACAGCCAGUCCGUGUGGCGGACGGGGCACGCUUGCUGGGUCUACGCAUACGUCCGGUGAACGGGGAACUGCAAUGGACGCGAGACAACGCAGUUGCCGCGCCACCGAAACAAGUGACCCGCCGUGCAGUGUUUGCGUGGUGCGGGCGACUGAUCGCUCAUUUGCCGGUGGGCGGCUGGCUGCGACCGGCAGAGGCAUGGAUAAAACGGCAGGUGAACGCUAGUACCCGGGGCUGGGACGACGCGCUGUGCGAGCAGAUGGAGUACGUGUCAAGCAGGCUGUCCAAAGAAGAUCCGUGCUGUGGGCAAUGGUGCGUGCAUGGAGACCAGGCAGUGGUGUGGACCGACGCCAGCUCUAUCGCUGCCGGUGUUGUUGUGGAAACACCGCAAGGAGCUGCCAUCGAGGACGCAUGCUGGAUUAGAAGAGAUGAGAGCUCCCACAUUAACAUGGUUGAGCUGGACGCAGCAGUUCGUGGCGUCAAUCUGGCCAUCGCGUGGGGCAUGCGAACCAUCGAUCUGCGAACAGAUUCUGCGACUGUCUACCGCUGGAUUGACGAUGCGCUGAGUGGCCGGGCACGUCUUCGCACCAAGGCUCAUGGGGAGAUGCUGAUUCGCCGUCGGGUAGAUGUCAUCCGGCAGCUGGUGACGGAACUUGAGCUGGUCAUGUCUGUGACGCUCGUACGCUCCUCAGAGAACCGCGCCGACGCCCUCACGCGAGUCCCAGGGGAGUGGGUGCGAGGUGACAAAGACGGAUCGGCACACGUGCUACUGUGCGGCAGUGUGAGGUGUGCUGGGGCGUGUCGCUGCACUUCAGAGGGGCAUACGGCAUCUGGUAACGGCAUCGUGGAAAGGAACCAUCGCACGGUGAAGGUGAUAGCAGCGAGGAAGGGCUGCUCCGUUGCUGAGGCAGUCCACCUGUACAACGUGACGCCCCGGGACGGGGAAACUGUGGCAUCAGCUCCCGUGAGUGGUAUUUACCGGUACCGAGUACGAGACUGCGUGCGGCACGAUCAGGUACAGCGUGCCGUUCACACCUCCCCUGAUGUUGCAAGGAAGAACUACACGGUUGACGAUGCAGUGUGGGUUCGGAGGCGGGGCGAGCGCUGCACCUCAGCAUCGCAGCCCGGCGUCGUCACCAGGGUGAACUCGCCGCAGGUGGUAGAGGUUGAUGGAGUCCCACGACACGUCAGGGACUUGAGACACCGCAGCAGCCUCUCAGUGAACGAAGCUGGCACUCCAGAUGAACCGGGAGUAGAAGAUGAACCCCCGCUUCAUGUUGACGCGCAAAGCCAGCUGCUGCAGCCGCAGGUGGCUGAACCCCCACCUGAGGCACGACGAAGCCGUGCUUCGAAGGAGUACCCGUGA
Portunus trituberculatus (swimming crab) is the source of this 1899-nucleotide messenger RNA. RefSeq lists its product as uncharacterized. The record is from RefSeq and is a predicted model, not a curated record. Gene Ontology annotation, molecular function: nucleic acid binding; RNA-DNA hybrid ribonuclease activity. The transcript is spliced from 2 exons. NCBI's taxonomy places the organism in Eukaryota, Metazoa, Arthropoda, Malacostraca, Decapoda, Portunidae. The coding region runs from base 1 to 1899 and encodes 632 amino acids.